Molecule: messenger RNA, 3407 nt
Organism: Phycodurus eques (leafy seadragon)
Lineage: Eukaryota; Metazoa; Chordata; Actinopteri; Syngnathiformes; Syngnathidae
Gene: sp2
Product: sp2 transcription factor
Exons: 9
Coding region: 1368-3398 (676 amino acids)
Biological process (GO): regulation of transcription by RNA polymerase II
Molecular function (GO): RNA polymerase II cis-regulatory region sequence-specific DNA binding; DNA-binding transcription factor activity, RNA polymerase II-specific
Source: RefSeq, a predicted model, not a curated record
AUCAACCAAGAUGCGUCGAAGGCGGCUCGCUUGUUCGCGUCUACCUUGGAAACAUUACAUAUGUAAAUGUUUAUCCCUAAAAUUAACAUCUUUGUAACUACAGUACCGUUAAGUGCCAAAUAUAGGCUUGUUAUAAGGCCACCAGUGAUAUACACUUGGAAAUGUUUUUAUUUUAUUGCAUUAAGUUUUUUUUUUUUUCAUGGCAUCGAUACCUUACUUCCCUCACAGUUGCUUUUUUUUUAUUUUUAUGAUUGCUUCUAUCUAGGACUGUCACUGUAUUUUAGAAUUGAUUAAUUUAUCAGUUAUUCAAUCGAAUAAUUGCCUAAAAAUUAUUUUACAGUUAAUUUCAAAAUCUUUUUCUUUCCCCAAUUACGUUUUGGUAACUUAUUAUUGUUGUUUAUUUUGAGUGUUGUACUACGCAACCUUUUUGAAACGGAGCUCAUUCUUGGGUACUGAAUGAUUCAUGCGAACGAAGGGCUACUUGUUUGUUAUACACUUCUGAGGCUGCUUCAGGUUCAUGUCAAUUACAGGUUAUUCAUACUAUGGCUGCAAAUAACGUUUAUUUUCAUAAUAGACUAAACUGACCAUUUUUUCCCAUAAAUUGAUUAUGGUUAUGUCACUUGUUGGUCUGUUACAUGUCUGAAAACUGUUAAUCAUUGCAAUUGUUAUUGUAAAAGGAGAUGUUUGCGAAUGACUUAUGGUAUUUUGAUUAUACACAAAAGAUAAUCAGUCUGCUUUCAUGGAGGACUACAUAAAUUGGACAAUAUUUACAGUUGAGAGGCUGAAAUCACAGGAUUUGGACAAUUUUAAGCCUUCUCCUAGGAACUGUUUUAUUCACUCAUCUUUACAUUAUGCCAUCCUUCGGUUCAACCUAUUUAAAAAAAAAAAAAACUUUGUCUUCUUUCCAUCUAUCCUGUUUGUCACACCUGUUUUUAUUCAUGCACCACUCCUGUUGCAUAACCCUACUUUUCUCCCUUCCCCCUCCUCAGACCUGCUAUUUUUCCUAGCAUCUUUUCCUUCCUUCCUCCCUUCCUUCCUCCCUUCCGUCCUCCCUCCCUUCCUUCCUUCCUUCCUUGAUUCCUUCCUUCCUUCCUCCCUCCCUCCCUGCCUGCCUUCUUUCCCUUGAACCUGAUUUUUAGUCACACAUCGAUACAUUCUUCCCUUUUGACCUAGUGUGUGUUUGUACGUGUAUGUGUGUUGAAAGUGAACACUCACAGGCCAUAAUAUUGGGUACACCUUUCCACAUCCAGUGAGAUCCAAUACAAUACAGUGUUUUAUUCUGACAGGUGUUGCUGAAGGUCAAAGUAUACAACUCUCAAGUGUAUUGACAAAAACAAAACGAUGAACAAAUCUCUUAGCCAAUCAAAAUGUAUUAUGUUAAAGACAAAAUUGUAUUGGGUCUCAUUAGGUUUUGUAUCGCAUGUUUUGAUGUUGCUAAGCAGCAGCAUCCUCCUGCUCUGUCAGGUGAUGUGUGUGUGUUUUAUGUUUGUACUCCAAUGCAUUCCAGUGAACCCCCAAUUUAUUGUGGGGGAUAUGUUCCAGUCCCGCUGAUAGAGUCAAAGGACAAUAUGGCCACCAUAGUCGCUGUCAGUCCCAGUGAAUAUCUCCAGCCCUCUACCACCACCACACAGGACAGUCAGCCGUCCCCUUUGGCCCUGCUGGCUGCCACCUGCAGUAAGAUCGGACCCCCCGCCGCCCAAGCCCCCGCCACAUCGCCGCCAGCACAGCCGCAGCCUCGCCGCCUCCUCCCCAUCAAGCCAGCUCCCAUCGCACCCGCGCCCCCCAAGAACCUGGGCUUCCUCCAAGCCAAGGGCAAUGUGAUUCAGCUCCCCGCCGGGCUGGGCCCUAGCACGCCUGGCAGCCCCAUCGUGCUCACCAUCCAGCAGAGCCCGGGCCACCCCAGCCCCCAGGCCCCUGGCAACAUCCAGUACCAGGUGAUGCCGCAGAUCCAGGGAGCCCAGACCAUCCAGGUGAUGCCGCAGGGGGGCCAGAUCCAGCUCAUACCGGGCACCAACCAGGCCUUCAUCACCACUCCCAUGUCCUUGCCGGCCCAGGCGGCCGCCGCCCCCGUAGCUGCCCCUAUCCCACCACAAAAGACUGUCGCCAUUAAACCCUCUCCCAAAAUGAGGAAGUCGAGUGCCACUGCCAACGUGGUGCAGCUGCCCGGCGGACUCACAUUGCCGCUCAACGUGGCGACAGGGGAAGUGGGCGGCGCGCAAAUCAUAACCGAGACGGCGGCAGUGGCACCCACUAUCGCGGGAAAGCCACGACGAGGUAGGAAGAAGAAAGCGAUGCUUGCCACUCAGGCGCCGCCCGCAGUGCCACCGCCGCCGCAGGCUCCCUCGCCUCCCCCAGAACAGUUGGAGACUAUCUUGAUCGAAGCUGCUGACAAUAUCAUUCAGGCGGGAAACAACCUGUUGAUUGUGCAGAGUCCGGGCCAACCGGCGCUGGUUCAGCAGGUGCAGCUAGUGCCCCCCAAGCAGGACCCUCCGGUGGUCCAGAUCCCCCAGCAGGCUCUGAAGGUGGUGCAGGCCGCCUCUGCCUCACUGCCGCCCGUCCCGCAGAGGCAGUCGCCCGCGCCCUCCUGCCUGCAGGUGGCGUCACCGGACACGGCGCCAACACAGAUCUUUUUCAAGACGGGAGCUGGCGAGUGGCGGUCCGUGCAACUCCAGGACGCAGUUUCCUCACCAACAACGCCUACCACUCCCGUCGCCACGCCCGCCUCGCCACCCCCUCCCAUCACCAAGAAGUCAACUGCGGGCGGCAGGAAGGAGCGCACCCUGGCCAAGAUCGCACCGGCGGGCGGGAUGAUGUCACUGAACACAUCGCAGCUGUCGUCUGCAGCGCAGGCGGUGCAGACCAUCAGCAUUAACGGCGUCCAAGUGCAGGGAGUUCCUGUCACCAUCACCAACGCAGGAGGCCAGCAGCACUUGACGGUGCAGACCAUGCAGGGUGGAGGCCUCCAGCUGGCGGGGGUGGCGGCUCCGGGCCAACCGGCCAUCCACGUAGACCAGACGCUUACGCUUGAACUCCCCGGACAUGCCAGCGAGAAAAAGAGACGCAUGGCCUGCACAUGCCCCAACUGUAAAGACGCAGAGAAAAGGCCGGGUGACGUGGGCAAGCGGAAGCACAUUUGUCACUUUCCCGGCUGUGACAAGACCUUCCGCAAGACGUCGCUGCUGCGAGCACACGUCCGCCUGCACACGGGCGAGCGACCGUUCGUCUGCAACUGGGUGUUCUGCGGCAAGCGCUUUACGCGUAGCGACGAGCUGCAGCGGCAUGCCAGGACGCACACGGGAGACAAACGCUUUGAGUGCAGCCAGUGUCAGAAGCGUUUCAUGAGGAGCGACCACUUGACCAAGCAUUUCAAGACGCACAUAAACACCAAGAACCUGUGAGAGGAAAAA